Molecule: messenger RNA, 885 nt
Organism: Electrophorus electricus (electric eel)
Lineage: Eukaryota; Metazoa; Chordata; Actinopteri; Gymnotiformes; Gymnotidae
Gene: aqp9a
Product: aquaporin 9a
Biological process (GO): water transport; glycerol transmembrane transport
Cellular component (GO): plasma membrane; basolateral plasma membrane
Molecular function (GO): water channel activity; glycerol channel activity; urea transmembrane transporter activity
Source: RefSeq, a predicted model, not a curated record
AUGAUGCAGCACUAUGCUCUUAAACAUGGAAUUUUUAAAGAGUUCUUGGCGGAGUUUCUUGGGACCUUUGUGUUGGUGUUGUUUGGCUGUGGGUCUGUAGCUCAGACCGUGCUGAGCAGGAAUAUGCUGAGUGAGUCUCUUACUAUCCACCUUGGCUUCACCAUUGGACUCAUGAUGGGCAUUUACGUCUCUGGUGGGGUCUCAGGAGGUCAUUUGAACCCAGCAGUGUCCCUGGCCAUGGUUAUACUGGGUAGACUGAAGAUCUGGAAGUUUCCAAUUUAUGUCCUCGCACAGCUCCUGGGAGGGUUUGUCGGGGCUGCUGGAGUGUUUGGACUGUAUUAUGAUGCCUUCAUGGAUUUUACAGGUGGAAUACUGUCAGUAACAGGCAUCAGUGGCCUGGACACAUUUUUUUCCUCCUACCCUGGACGACAUCUCACAGUGCUUGGAGGGUUCGUGGACCAGGUGAUUGGAACAGGCUCGCUGGUGUUGUGCAUCCUAGCCAUAACUGAUGGCAAAAAUAUAGGAGCUCCAAAAGGAGUGGAGCCCCUGGCUAUUGGCCUGAUCAUCCUGGGCAUCAGUGUCUCCAUGGGGAUGAACUGUGGCUACCCAGUGAACCCUGCCAGGGACUUGGGGCCCAGGCUCUUCACGGCUGUGGCUGGCUGGGGCAUGGAGGUGUUCAGCACUGCGGAUUACUGGUGGUGGAUCCCAGUGGCCGGACCUUUGACAGGGGGCAUUACAGGAGCUGUAGUAUACUUCCUCCUGAUCGAGCUUCAUCAUUCCAACCACUCCGAGAAAGCAAGUGAGGAGUCUGAGAAAGAUGAGGAUGAAGAUGAGGAAGAAGACAGCAGCCUGAAGGACAAAUAUGAAAUGAUCACUAUGAGUUAA